This is a messenger RNA of Hyaena hyaena (striped hyena), 1530 nucleotides long. RefSeq names its product chromosome unknown C1orf74 homolog (gene CUNH1orf74). The coding region runs from base 210 to 1019 and encodes 269 amino acids. NCBI's taxonomy places the organism in Eukaryota, Metazoa, Chordata, Mammalia, Carnivora, Hyaenidae. The record is from RefSeq and is a predicted model, not a curated record. The transcript is spliced from 2 exons.
GAAUCCAGCGCGUUGAAGGGGUUUUCCCGUGUUGCGGCGGAGCGCACGGUCCUCGGCGUGUUCUCAGCAGUUCGUGCGAAACUGGAAGGCGUUUCUGAGCGCGCGAGCCUGCAGCGGAAGUGGAAGCAGAACGCCCUUCCUCAAAUAACUGGAGCUUGCAGAUGCGGUCCAGGGGAGGGAACUACGGCUAGGUAAGGAGGCCAUGCUUGAUGUUGCUUCCAGAUCCCAUGUCAACACCAAGUCCUCAGAUGCUGGUGGCAGCGGCUCAGCGGACCCUGGGCAUGGGAAAGAGACGGAGCCCACCCCCAGCCGUCUGCCUUCACCUAGCUGGAGAGGUGCUGGCUGUGGCCCGGGGACUGAAGCCAGCCCUGCUCUAUGAUUGCAAUUGUGCAGGAACAUCAGAGCUCCAGAGCUAUCUGGAGGAGUUGCAGGGCUUGGGCUUCCUGACCCAGGGACUUCACAUCCUUGAGAUUGGAGAAAACAGCCUGAUUGUCAGUCCUGAGCACGUAUGUCAGCACUUGGAGCGGGUCCUGCUUGGUGCCAUAGCUUUUGUGGAUGUUUCCAGCUCCCAACCUCACCCUUCUAUUUGCUCCCUGGACCAGCUUCAGGAUUUGAAGGCUGUAAUGGUUGAGAUCAUCACACAUUUGCAAGGGCUACAGAGGGACCUGUCCGUGGAAGUCUCCUAUAGCAGACUUCAUUCUUCAGAUUGGAAUCUCUGUACUGUGUUUGGGAUCCUCCUGGGCUAUCCUGUUCCAUAUACCUUUCAUCUGGACCAGGGAGAGGACAACUGCUUAGCCCUGACCCCACUACGGGUUUUCACUGCCCGGAUCUCGUGGCUGCUUGGUCACUCCCCAGUCUUGCUCUAUUCCUUUAGUGUCCCAGACAGCUUGCUCCCAGCCCUGAGGGAGAUUCUAAACACUUGGGAGAAGGACCUUAGAACUCGAUGUAGGACUCAGAAUGACUUCACUGACUUGAGUAUCUCCUCUGAGAUAGUCACACUGCCAGCUGUGGCUCUCUGACUUCAACUCCUCUCUCAUGUAGAAGAUACUCAGUAAGUGAUCAGCUCUGUGUUAGGAAUAGUGUCUCAAUGACCACUUCUGAGCAUCUUGAGAAAACUAGGGAAAAUUUCUGUUAUCAGUUGUUCACAUCUCAGUGGGCAUGGGAAUAGGUGGUAGUGGCAUUGGCUAUACAUCUAUGCCAUUUCUAUACUAGGGAGUCCUCUUGACUGAGCUGAGAUGUCUGUUCAUUUUUCACUGGAUAGGGGAUAGAAGAAAGAUUGUGGAGAAGGGUGGUGGAAGUCAAGUAGUCUAUUCUUGUGUGGUGGUUGUAAAUAUACCUGCUCUAGUGGGUAAUGUCUGCCAGAACGUAGAGGACUAGGUAAGUUUUACUGCAUGUUUAUAUACCACCAACUGAAUUGGACUAGGGAGAGUAGACCAGGAUGCUCUAUUGUCUUAUGUUUUGUGAUGUGAUGUGUCAUUCAGGGGUAAACUAUGAGUUCAGAGGAACAGAAACUGUAAGGUGAAGUUUAUU